Fusarium sp. VM40 is the source of this 1506-nucleotide messenger RNA. The record is from the annotation of a GenBank genome assembly. NCBI's taxonomy places the organism in Eukaryota, Fungi, Ascomycota, Sordariomycetes, Hypocreales, Nectriaceae.
AUGCUAUCAGCCACGACGAGUAUCCCACUUUUUCACGGAGUUGUCUUCUUAGGUGUUGCUAUAACGCUAUGGACUAUUUAUACUGUCGUCUACAGACUUUACUUUCACCCAUUGGCCAAGUUCCCAGGGCCAAGACUCGCAGCAUGCAGUGAAUUCUGGUUCAUACGCGCCAUGACUAGCGGUCACCAUUCAUUCGACAUGAGCAAACUCCAUCGCAAAUAUGGCGACGUCGUUCGAGUUGCCACCAAUGAUCUUAGCUUUGCAUCCCCAGCCGCGUACAGAGAUAUAUACAACCACGCCUCCAAAGACAGGGUUUUGUUUCCUAAAGACGAAAUAUUUUACACUAAAGAUUCCUCGGUGACGCGCCCUAACAUCGUCUUUGCUAUCGAUGCCCAAGAUCACCGGUCGCAGCGUAGAUCACUUUCGCAUGCAUUUAGUGCGAAAGCCCUGAGGGAUAACGAGGAAACGGUCCAGGCCCACGUGAAAGUGCUCAUAGAACAGCUUGGACACAAGGCGGGACCAGGGACCGAUGGAGCCAAUAUGUCUGAGGUCUUCAACUGGCUAACCUUCGACGUCAUUGGCGAUUUGGCGUUCGGCGAAUCCUUUGAUGCACUCAAUCAAUGGAAGCCAAAUAUAUGGGUCUCACUCAUCUUGAGCUUUCUCCGUCAAAUCACAUUUCUCUCCGUUUUCAACAGACUUUCCAUUCCCAAAUCCCUCUUCCUUCCUCUCGUCCCGAAAAGUCUCAAAGAAGGCAUAGAAACCCAUAACAGACUCACCGCAGAGAAGGUCCAGAGGCGUAUUGACAUGGGCAACUCCCGAGACCGCGAAGAUUUCUUUGCUCACAUCCUUCGAAAGGAAGAAGGCAGUCUUGAUGUCGUUCACCUGCGCGAACAGGCCAAGAUUCUGAUCCUAGCCGGAUCUGAGACUACUGCAAAUCUGUUAGCGAGCGUCAUGUUCUAUCUUCUCAAAUGCCCCGACAAAAUGGCAAAGCCUCAAGAUGAGAUACGAUCUGCCUUCUCGUCCAUGGAUGAGAUCACUGCCGACUCGGUAAGCAAUCUGGAGUAUUUAGAGGCGGUUAUCGAGGAAGGUCUACGAAUAUUCCCACCAGCUCCCUUUGGUCCUCCUCGUGUCAGCACUGGAGCCACCGUCGACGGAGUCUACGUCCCCAAAGGCACUGUAGUAUCAGUCGAUACCUGGACUACAUCUCAUGAUGACCGCAAUUUUGCUCAUCCGUAUGAGUUUAUUCCAGAGCGAUGGAUUGGGGAGGGACUGGGUGAUCGGAAAGAUGCUAGCCGUGCCUUCUCCCUUGGACCUCGAGGUUGUCUUGGGAUUAACCUUGCCUACAUGGAGUCGAAAAUUACCCUUGCCUCACUGGUGUUUGCAUAUGAUUGGGAGCUGUUGAACACGGAGCUAGAUUGGUUGUCGGAGGUGAGGAUCUUCAUGAUCUGGGAAAAGCCGGACCUGAUGGUUCGCUUUCAUCCGCGAAGCAAUACUCACAAGGAUUGA